GACUGACUUUUCUGAUAAUGCGGAGCAGAAGUGAUGCAUUUUCAAGCGUGGACUUGCAAUUUCUAAGAAAUACAAACAGAAUCAACUGUAAACAUGCGCCUAGCCUACAUCAAUGCUCAGUCUUCCACUGAUUCGGGUUACGAGAGCGAAGUUAUCGAACGAAUCACCACUAGGCGAAGUCCUCAUGGACUCCUUGCUCUCGAUCUCACUCUACUCUCCUCUCCUGCGGUCGCCGACAGAUGGAAUACUUUCUUCGCUGCAGUACAGACACAAACGACGCUUCCAGUUAUCUUCCGCGAGAUAGUCAUUUGCCGCGUCGCACUGAUCAACGAAGCAUGGUAUCAAUGGGAGGGUCAUACUCCCCUGUUGCGCUCUUGCCAAAACUUCGACGAGGGCAAAAUGGAGACUGUGAAAAUGGCCAAGCCAUGUGCUCAAGGGCCAUUGUCCGACCAAGAGUGGGCGGUGUUGCGAUACGCAGACGCAGUGACAAGGGAAGUGGCUGUUGACGAUGGGACUUUCGAGGGUCUCAAAGUCGUGGGGUUCAGCAACCGCGAUAUUGUUGAAUUGACGGUCAUCAUUGCUGCCUACAACUGUGUCAGUCGAGUGCUUGUGGCGUUGGACGUGGGAGAGAAGAAUGCCGCGGAGAAAAGGAACAUUUGAUUCAUAAGAAAUUCCAUGGCAGGAAGACUCUGUGCCACAUGAAUUCGG
Molecule: messenger RNA, 708 nt
Organism: Mollisia scopiformis
Lineage: Eukaryota; Fungi; Ascomycota; Leotiomycetes; Helotiales; Mollisiaceae
Exons: 1
Coding region: 94-660 (188 amino acids)
Source: RefSeq, a predicted model, not a curated record